Messenger RNA from Saccostrea echinata, 1592 nucleotides. Its product is annotated as cyclin-dependent kinases regulatory subunit 1-like. The coding region runs from base 97 to 330 and encodes 77 amino acids. Gene Ontology annotation, biological process: regulation of mitotic cell cycle. The transcript has 4 exons. Gene Ontology annotation, cellular component: cyclin-dependent protein kinase holoenzyme complex; SCF ubiquitin ligase complex. NCBI's taxonomy places the organism in Eukaryota, Metazoa, Mollusca, Bivalvia, Ostreida, Ostreidae. Gene Ontology annotation, molecular function: cyclin-dependent protein serine/threonine kinase activator activity; ubiquitin binding; protein kinase binding. The record is from RefSeq and is a predicted model, not a curated record.
UCAGAUUUCACAUGUUAAUUUUGAACUCGGUGUUUGGCGCAAAGUUUAGAAUACAGGUUACACGCAUUUUAAAAAAGAAUAUUUUUUGGAGGUGAAAUGGCUCAUAAAAAUAUAUAUUACUCUGACAAAUACACAGAUGAGCAGUAUGAGUAUAGACAUGUGAUGUUACCCAAAGAAAUUGCUAAACUGGUUCCCAAUAAGCUGAUGACAGAAACAGAAUGGCGGAGUCUUGGUGUUCAGCAGAGCCAGGGCUGGAUCCAUUACAUGAAACAUGAACCAGAACCCCACAUUCUGAUGUUCAGACGACCUUUGAACCCAAACCAGAAGUAGUCUCAUCAUCAUCUUAUAUUUCAUCUCAACAAACCCUAACCUCAUAUAUUACUUUUCCGAAGACCGCUUCCAAACCAAAGUCACCAAGCAAAUGAACACCCCAACCAUCAAACUCACGGACACCACAAUCAACAGAUACAUGGACACCACCACCCAACUCAUGCACACCACAACCAAGAAACACAUGGACACCACCAUCAGAAACAUGGACACCACAAUCAACAAACACAUGGACACCACCACCAACCAACAAAUGGAUAAAGACAAUGCUAUGCAAUAUUUAGUAGUGAGUACACAGGUUCUGGAAGACAAUUGUUAUGGAGAAUCCACAAUUACAGGAGACAUUUGGAAAGAAAUUCACUGUUGUUUUUAUUGCAAGCUGUAUGUAGGAUAAGAUGUCAAAUUUGGAAAUGACUUGUUUAAUCCCAUUUGUUUGUCUGUUACUUCAUCAUUUUCUAUCUUUUUUACUCCAUAUGUAUAUGGUAUGCAUAAAAUGAUUGGAGGAUGUUGAUUCCUGUGUGUUGAUUAUACUGUGCAUGUCGUAAUGAGCGGAAAUUCUUGCACAUUUAUAUAUUUUAUUUGUACGACUUGAUGCACAGAACAUACUGUAUUUCAUGAAGUAAAUUUAAAAUGAAGUGUAAAAGUUGAUGAAGUCAUAUACUUGUAUGAUUGUUACAAAUGAAUAAUACAGCACAUGGAGCCUUUUGGAAACAUUUGAUUGAAGCAAGAAACCAACAGAUGUGAAAAUUCUGUUUGCUGAAUUCCAGACAUAUAAAUCUGAUGUUUAUUAUUUACAUAGGUUAAUUAAUGUGCAUUGCAUCAGAGAAACCAGUGAUAUUUUAUUUUGCUUUUGUACAGAUUUGUUUUUCUGUGUAACUGAUGUGAAUGCUAGCAUGAAUGUUUUGUAAAAGCUCUAUUUUUGAUAUGACUGUUUAUGAACUGUUAUGAUUCAAUCAUUUGUCUUUAAAGCAAAUCAUUGUGCAAUAUUUGUGAUCUGGAGUCUGAAUUAUGCGGUGGUCCUGAAAACAUUACAGUAUUGGCCAAAUUGUAUGAUCAGUGCUUUCAGUGUGUUCAUCAGUAAGAAACAAAAAUUUAUGUUAAAAUUAAUUUCCACAACUUAUGAUAAUGUAUUGCAUACCAUGUUUAUUACGUAACAGUUUCUACUUGAUAUUUGGUGUCAAAAUUUCCAGUAUUAUUUAUGCAGUUGUAAAAUUUGGGCUGUAUUUGUCAAAAUUCAGGUUUAUAAAUUCAGAUAAAAUAAA